Trichogramma pretiosum is the source of this 1206-nucleotide messenger RNA. Its product is annotated as E3 SUMO-protein ligase RanBP2-like. Gene Ontology annotation, biological process: protein peptidyl-prolyl isomerization. The transcript is spliced from 4 exons. Gene Ontology annotation, molecular function: peptidyl-prolyl cis-trans isomerase activity. The record is from RefSeq and is a predicted model, not a curated record. Lineage: Eukaryota; Metazoa; Arthropoda; Insecta; Hymenoptera; Trichogrammatidae. The coding region runs from base 1 to 1188 and encodes 395 amino acids.
AUGGACGAGAAGAAUAAGACGGUAUUCGACCCUCCGAUAAAGCCGCGGUAUUUGCCAGGCGAAGUGAAACCAAACGCUCUGAUCAAAGAUUUCAAGAGCUACAAGAAGCACCGGUUGAAGGUGGCCAACGCGAAAGCCAAGGUGGACAAUAAAGCGCCGAAAUUCGAUCUGGACGUCUAUUACAACAAGGAGAAGCUGAUGGUCGACAUCGAGGUGAUAAAGCGCAACUACAAGGAGGUCUUCGAGGUCACGAAGAAACUCAACAAAAUAGCCGUGAAAGGAGGCAAAGUCGACUGCUGGAACUUCGAGUACAUAGAUCGGGGCGAUUUGCGGCCGUAUCAAAAGUCGAUCGCCAAGCAGAUCGAGGUCAACAACAAGCGUCUGUACAACAAUCUCGAGGCGUUGAAGGAGAAGAAAAGCGAGUUCCAUCCCCGUGUGAUGUACAAGCGCUGGAAGCCUUUGAAAGAAGCCAUCAUCGACAAACAGAGAUUUCCCUGGCCGAAGAACAUACCUCGAUACCCGUCGAUCAGCCACUUGGCGGCCGGAGCAGCAGCAGCAGCAGCAGCAGCGAGGAGAGGAGCCGAGGGAGAUUCGGAGCCCCGGCCCCGCUGCUUCUUCGAUCUGGAACUGGAGCACGGCAACGUCCCGCUCGGCCGAGUCGUGUUCGAGCUGUACGCCGAUUACGCGCCCCUGGCCUGCGCCAGCUUCAUCGCCUUCUGCCAGGGCAGCCAUCGAGGCCUGUCCUAUCGGGGCAGUCCCUUUCACCGAAUAGUCUCGGAUUACUGGUGCCAGGGCGGCGACGUGACCAAGUUCAGCGGCGUCGGCUGGGCCUCGAUUUAUCCGAACGACCGGAUCUUCGAGCCGAAGGAGCUGAGCUCGGGCCUGCGCCACACUCGUCCGGGUGUUCUGUCGACCAGUGCCGCCGAUGGCUUCGAUUCGAGAUUCAAUUUGACGUUCCGGCCGUUGAAGACCGUCGACGACAGGUGCCUCGUAUUCGGCAAAGUCGUCAAAGGCAUGCACAGCGUCUACAAGAUCAGUUCUUACGGCUCGAAAUUCGGUAAACCGACGAGGAGAGUCAUCGUAUCGAAUUGCGGCCUUCUGCCGGCCCUGAAGAAGAAGAAAAAGUCGAUCGAGAAAACGAGCCAAGUGGCGUCGAGUAGGCAAAAUCACACGCCCAAAUCGGCUUGAUUUAGCCCGCGAGUCUGU